UUCUUUCCUUCUCGAAAACGUGUUCAUUUUUAUAUCUCCUUUGAGAUUUCUAUUCAUAAUUUAUAUUAAUUUAGCCAUUAUUUGCUAAAUUUUUAAAACUUAACUAUUGUAUAAAUACACUUAUUCACAAUGUCCGACGUUGAAGAAUCCGUAGAGGUUGGUGAAAACGGAGACAUGUUUAAUCUUUUGAAGGAAGUGUUGAAAAAUGCCCAGGUCAACGGCAGUCUUUUGCACGGAAUUCACGAGGGUGCCAAAGCUUUGGAAAAGAAACUUGGAGUGUUAUGCGUGUUGGCCAAUAACUGCGAAGAAGCCAUGUACAAAAAAUUAGUUACUGGAUUAUGUGCCGAGGGUAGUAUUCCUUUAAUCGAAGUAGAUAGCAACAAAACUUUGGGCGAAUGGAGUGGUCUGUGUAAGUAUGACAACAACGGUCAAGCAAGGAAAGUUGUAGGAUGUUCUUGUGUUGUGGUCAAACAUUUCGGAGAUGACACCCAAGAAUUGGAUACUUUGUUAGAGAUAUUAAAGAAAAAGAAUUUUUCAUAGAUCAAUAAACCAAAUCUUUUAAUUGAAA
Sipha flava (yellow sugarcane aphid) is the source of this 568-nucleotide messenger RNA. RefSeq names its product 40S ribosomal protein S12 (gene RpS12). NCBI's taxonomy places the organism in Eukaryota, Metazoa, Arthropoda, Insecta, Hemiptera, Aphididae. Gene Ontology annotation, biological process: translation. The record is from RefSeq and is a predicted model, not a curated record. Gene Ontology annotation, cellular component: ribosome; cytosolic small ribosomal subunit. Gene Ontology annotation, molecular function: structural constituent of ribosome. The transcript has 2 exons. Bases 130 to 540 code for a protein of 136 amino acids.